Molecule: messenger RNA, 1710 nt
Organism: Phragmites australis (common reed)
Lineage: Eukaryota; Viridiplantae; Streptophyta; Magnoliopsida; Poales; Poaceae
Product: transcription factor bHLH94-like
Exons: 3
Coding region: 324-1349 (341 amino acids)
Biological process (GO): regulation of transcription by RNA polymerase II
Molecular function (GO): protein dimerization activity; RNA polymerase II cis-regulatory region sequence-specific DNA binding; DNA-binding transcription factor activity, RNA polymerase II-specific
Source: RefSeq, a predicted model, not a curated record
UGUGCCACUGCCGAGUGCCGAAGCCACCGCUCUUACCUGCAUCCACUGUUCCUCGGCUACUCGGCGUAUGCAGUAUGCAUGCGGCCUUAUCCUUUCCCCCGUAUACUCAGCCCACCACUAGGGAGAAAGAAACAUACGCAUGCCACCAACGCAAAGAGCUCAGAACCUCAGAUACGCACAGCAGCAAGCCAGCAAAGCUGCAGAGGGAAAGAUAAGUAGAGGACGAUGUGGUGGUAGUACGCAAGUCAAGUAGCCGCGCGUUGCCAAGAGCUUAGCGACACCGAGAAGCAGCCAGCUACUCAGCUUAGCUAGCCACCGCGGCCAUGUCGACGCUAGUGGACGCGCUGUGCGCGCCCGACGCGACCGCGCUCAUCUACGACACCUUCAACGCCGCCAGCUUCCUCUUCCACAAUGCCGCGGCGUUCUGCGACGCCGGCAUUGCCGUCGGGCCGGCGCCCGCGCAGCAGGCAGCCGAGGCUAUGGGGGCGGCUGCGGUUACUGCGGCCGUGGUGGCGGCGCCGGUGGAGAUUCAGGCGACGUCGGCGGCCCCCAGGGUCAGGAAGCGGCGGCGGCAGGCGCGGAGCUGCAAGUCCAAGGAAGAGACCGAGAGCCUGCGGAUGACGCACAUCGCCGUGGAGCGCAACCGCCGGCGCCAGAUGAACGAGUACCUCGCCGUGCUCCGCUCCAUCAUGCCCGAAUCCUACGCCCAGAGGGGUGACCAUGCUUCCAUCGUAGGAGGGGCGAUUGAGUUCGUGAAGGAGCUCGAGCAGCAGCUGCAGUCACUCGAGGCCCAGAAGCGGACACUGCUGGUUCAUCAGCACAAGGCGAAAUCCGACGCGACGCCAAUGCACUCCAGCACCACCAGCACUGCAGCUACCACUGCCUGCGUGGAGUCCACGACGACGAGCAACUUCAGCAGCAGCGUCACGGAGGACGCCUUAUCCGACGCGCCCCCAUUCGCGGGGUUCUUCACGUUCCCGCAGUACGUGUGGUGCCACUCGCCGCGCGACUCCACGGCGGCGACGCCUCCGGCUGAGAACGGCUGCCGAUCGGGGGUGGCCGACAUCGAGGUGAGCCUGGUGGAGACGCACGCCAACCUCCGCGUGAUGACACCGCGGCGGCCGGGGCAGCUGCUCCGGAUGAUCGGCGGGCUGCAGGCGCUCCGGCUCACCGUGCUGCACCUCACCGUCACCACCCUGCACUCCCUGGCGCUCUACUCGCUCAGCGUCAAGGUGGAGGAAGGGUGCGGCCUGACGACGGUGGACGACAUCGCCGCGGCGGUGCACCACGUGCUCUGCAUCAUCGACGCCGAGGCGGCCUCGCAGCAGCUGCUCGCCGAGGGGCAAUAGGGCCGCGGCGAGCCGCCGACGAGGACAGAAGCAUGCCCGCGUGUACUGAAGCUCGCUGGCGCCUUGACGCCAAUCUUUUUAGCCGAGGCACUGGUUUUCUGAGAGGUGCAGGUGCGGCGCGCGCCUCAUGCUGCCGCACGGCGUGCGUCCCGCUCUAGCUGCCGGUUUUUUGCUGUGCGCCAAACGUUCUGCGGGGUCCGGUGGAACGUCUCGGUGUAACUGUGUAGUUUAUUUGUUUUUUUCCCGUGGAUGUGUAAGAGUGUAGUUGGCCUGUUGUUGCGGUGUUUCGUUUCGCAUUCGAUGUAUGAUGCUUGGCUCUCUAGUUUUACGUUGCCGUUCAAGGAUUCGCAUAUUCCUCUCU